CUAGGAAAUUAUGUCAACAUUUGAUCUUCAACACGAAUCAUGUUGAUUUACGUAGAAAACAAGGCUUUUCCGUUGAAAACCUUUGUAACUGUUGUGUUACCAGCCGACAAGAUCGCCAGAAUCCGGGCUCAGCUGCUGCAUAUCUUGUACGAACUCGGCAAAGAGGACCACCAGUUUCGACUGCGAUACAAAGGACAGUUUCUGCGAGAUGCCUUCACUCUCGACGACUAUGCCAUCGGCGACAACGCCAUUGUCAAGAUGGUACCCAUGUCAAGACGACCAGAGACCAUGGUGGAUGUCCAGUCAGUGUCUAGCAGUAUGAUGAACUUUGACCUUGGACCAGGGCAGCCAAUCAGUGUUAAGAAAGCUCUGGUGAAUGAAGUUCAGAUCUUCAAGAGGAGAGAAGCAGUUCUCAGAAAUUACAAGACUGUGUUGCUGGUUCAUUUUCUCAUCAUGUGUCUGUCCGUCUUCACCGUCCACUGGUACGCAUUCUUCUGGCUGGCAACAUUCCUUGCACUCGCGGCCUGGUUCGUCCCGUCAUACAGUCGAGUGGGCGGAUACGUCGGGAACUACACACACCUACGAUUCAUCUACUGUAUUUUGGUCGGACUUCUCUCACUGCUGUGCGUUGCUGUCAGUCUCUACUUCAGUUUAGUUCGAUGGAUGCGGAUCGUGACAUACGGCUGUGACAACUGGGUGUUUGCCGAUGACUGUUCUCACCGGAACGUUUACACGGCCGUCUACUUCAGCGGCCACGCCCUACUACUGCUGAUUACGUCCAUCUUGGCCUGGGUGCUUUUGGCAAACUUCAGAAUUGAGGUUGGUGAUUUGAUAGAGAAGUAUCUGGUUCAGGAGAGAGACAUUGACCAGGUGAUGCAGGCUGCAAGAACCGGAAGACUGAAGGAGAAGAGACAGGCGGCGUAUGAACUGGCAACAAUGGCCGCCUCUAGUGACGACAACAAAUUCAGAAUCGUUGCAGAAGGAGGACUGGAUGUUCUAAUCUCCAUGGCGCUGUGUCGAGAUGAGUCGACCCAGGAACACGCUAUAGAGGCUCUGUCGGAACUCCUCACCAUCCCGUCUGUGCAGGAUGCAUUUGUGGAUAUGGGCGGAGUUCGGACAAUGACAGCCGUCUUGCAUUCCCCGCAUCCUCGAGUGAUGCAAGAAGCCGCUGUAGCGCUGUACACGAUCGUGUCAGAGUCUGAACACAACAAGAGCGCCGUUGUGGCUGACCACGGCCUGGAGGAUUUGGUCCAUGCAGCGUACCAAGGAACAAUUUACUGUCAGAGAAUUGUGGCCAGCAUCUUCUUGGAGCUUGCCUUCAACACGGACAUCCGACUUCAACUCACUUCACGAAAUAUUCCCGCCCAGGGCCUGAUCCACCUGUGUCAGACUAACGACCCGGACACACAGAGGUUCGCACUGCAGACGCUGGAACUGAUGGCCAUCGAGAGUUCAGACGUCAUCUGUGCUCAGGAGGAUCUACUAGAAGUUCUUCUGGAUCUGCCCUUCAAAUCGCUGGAUGAGAAGUUGUACCUUCUGGCGGGGAAAAUUCUCUUGUACUACGCAGAGAACAGACAGACGUGUGAACAGCUGUUGUCUCAGGACUGCAUCAAGGAAUCUCUGUUUCUGUUUGCUCGGUGUAACGAUUCCAUCCUACAGAAGGUCGUCGCCAAGAUCAUAUUCUGUAUGCUGGAGACCCGAGGACUCAAGUUGAUGGCCAAAGGGAGACAACUGAACAAAAUACUGGAAUAUAUUCUAGACAAUGCUAUGGACAGAGAUGUAUGGAAUAUGGCUGAUGAAGGUCUCCAUGUUAUGAACUCUGAAGAUGAGUUGGCGGGACUUCCGAUGUUAUCAACCCUAGAGAAACUCAGCAAGAUGGACGAAAAGGCCAUGUUUGGGUCAAGGACAUCUCUGAAUUCAGGGGUCGCAGGUCGACCUUCAGGAAGUAAUACAUCCGGGUCCAUUUCAGAUUUCAAGAAAGGACUUAACUAAAGAACUGA
Molecule: messenger RNA, 2000 nt
Organism: Gigantopelta aegis
Lineage: Eukaryota; Metazoa; Mollusca; Gastropoda; Neomphalida; Peltospiridae
Exons: 16
Coding region: 40-1992 (650 amino acids)
Molecular function (GO): protein binding
Source: RefSeq, a predicted model, not a curated record